Molecule: messenger RNA, 3821 nt
Organism: Lampris incognitus (smalleye Pacific opah)
Lineage: Eukaryota; Metazoa; Chordata; Actinopteri; Lampriformes; Lampridae
Gene: grm5a
Product: glutamate receptor, metabotropic 5a
Exons: 18
Coding region: 1-3570 (1189 amino acids)
Biological process (GO): regulation of synaptic transmission, glutamatergic; G protein-coupled glutamate receptor signaling pathway; trans-synaptic signaling by endocannabinoid, modulating synaptic transmission
Cellular component (GO): postsynaptic density membrane
Molecular function (GO): G protein-coupled receptor activity involved in regulation of postsynaptic membrane potential; adenylate cyclase inhibiting G protein-coupled glutamate receptor activity
Source: RefSeq, a predicted model, not a curated record
AUGCUGCUCAAACUGCUGCUGGUCCUGAGUGUGUUCUUGGCAACUGACCCGAGGGGUCAGAUGGGGGUCACAGGUCAGAACAACGAGAGACGGGUCCUGGCACACAUCCCCGGUGACAUCAUCAUCGGAGCGCUGUUCUCUGUCCACCACCAACCACCUGCUGACAAGGUCCAUGAGCGGAAGUGUGGUGCGGUGCGGGAGCAAUAUGGGAUCCAGAGGGUGGAAGCCAUGAUGCACACUCUGGACCGAAUCAACGCAGACCCCAACAUCCUCCCGAACAUCACGCUCGGCUGUGAGAUCAGGGACUCCUGCUGGCACUCUGCAGUGGCUCUGGAGCAGAGCAUCGAGUUCAUCCGGGAUACACUGGUGUCCAACGAAGAAGAGGAAAGCCAGAGCAAGUGUACAGGACAAGAGGGGAGCAUGUUGCCACAGGGGAAAAAGCCCAUCGUGGGGCUGAUUGGACCGGGGUCCAGCUCUGUAGCCAUCCAGGUCCAAAAUCUCCUCCAGCUUUUCAACAUCCCACAGAUCGCUUAUUCCGCCACCAGCAUGGAUCUCAGCGACAAGAGUCUGUUUAAGUACUUUAUGAGAGUGGUGCCAUCAGAUGCCCAGCAGGCCAGAGCGAUGGUGGACAUCGUCAAGAGAUACAACUGGAGUUACGUAUCUGCAAUACACACGGAGGGUAAUUAUGGAGAGAGUGGGAUGGAAGCGUUCAAAGACAUGGCAGCGAAGGAAGGCAUCUGCAUCGCCCACUCGGAUAAGAUCUACAGCAACGCCGAGGAGCAGAGCUUCGACAAGCUGCUGGAGAAGCUGCGAGGCCACCUGCCCAAGGCCAGGGUGGUGGCCUGUUUCUGUGAGGGCAUGACCGUGCGGGGCAUAUUAAUGGCCAUGAGACGCCGACGCCUGGUCGGAGAGUUUCUCCUGGUGGGCAGUGACGGCUGGGCGGACAGAUAUGAUGUAACUGACGGUUACCAGAGGGAGGCAACUGGCGGCAUCACGAUCAAGCUGAAGUCUGCAUACGUGACCUGGUUUGAUGACUAUUACUUGAACCUAAAGCCUGAGGUCAACCUGAGGAACCCCUGGUUCCCUGAGUUCUGGCAGCAUCGCUUCCAGUGCAGGCUAACGGGUCACCUGCAGGAGAGCAGCAAGUACAACCGUACCUGCACCUGGAGAGAAUCUCUGCGCCACCAGUAUGCCCAAGACACCAAGAUGGGCUUUGUCAUCAAUGCCAUCUAUUCCAUGGCCUACGGUCUACAUGCCAUGCAGCAAGCCCUGUGCCCAGGGUAUGAGGGUUUAUGUGAUUCCAUGCGGCCGGUUGAUGGUCGCAAGCUGCUAGAUUUCCUGAUGAAAACCAACUUCACUGGUGUGUCUGGAGAGACCAUCCAUUUCGACCAGAAUGGAGAUUCCCCUGGAAGGUAUGAAAUCAUGAACUUCAAGCAUAUAGGCGACAAGUACAGUUACAUCCACGUGGGAAGCUGGGACCAGGGUGGCCUGAAGAUGGACGAUGACGAGAUCUGGACCGACAACAGUGGAAUCAUCCAGUCAGUCUGUUCAGAGCCCUGCCAGAAGGCACAGAUCAAGGUGAUCCGUAAGGGCGAGGUGAGCUGCUGCUGGACCUGUACCCCCUGUAAGGAGAACGAAUAUGUUUUCGACGAGUACACUUGUCGAGCCUGCGACCUGGGCGCUUGGCCAACAGACGACCUCACCGGUUGUGAGCCCAUCCCGGUGCAGUAUGUGCGAUGGGGGGACCCUGAGCCCAUUGCUGCAGUGGUCUUCGCCUGUCUGGGUCUCAUGGCCACCCUUUUUGUUACAUCUAUCUUCAUCAAGUUUUGGGACACUCCUGUCGUUAAGUCAUCCAGUCGUGAGUUGUGUUACAUCAUCCUGGCCGGAAUCUUUCUGGGCUACCUGUGUACUUUCAGCCUCAUUGCCAAGCCCCACGUUGUGUACUGCUACCUCCAACGACUGGGCAUCGGCCUGUCCCCCGCAAUGAGCUACUCCGCCCUGGUCACCAAGACCAACCGUAUAGCCCGGAUCCUGGCGGGCAGCAAGAAGAAAAUCUGCACCAAGAAACCCCGCUUCAUGUCGGCCUGCGCACAGCUGGUUAUCGCCUCCCUGCUCAUACUCUUGCAGCUGGGGAUUAUCGUGGCCCUUCUCAUUAUCGAGCCACCUCAGGUGAUCUAUGACUACCCGAGUAUCCGCGAGGUACACCUCAUCUGUAACCUGACCACCCUGGGCGUUGUGGCACCGCUGGGCUACAACGGCCUGCUCAUCCUCAGCUGCACCUUCUACGCCUUCAAGACUCGAAAUGUCCCCGCCAACUUUAACGAGGCCAAGUACAUCGCCUUCACCAUGUACACCACCUGCAUCAUCUGGCUGGCCUUUGUUCCUAUCUACUUUGGCUCCAACUACAAGAUCAUCACGAUGUCCUUUAGCGUUAGCCUCAGCGCUACCGUUGCACUUUGCUGCAUGUUUGCUCCUAAGGUGUACAUUAUGCUGGUCAAGCCGGAGAAGAACGUGCGCAGCGCUUUCACCACGUCCACGGUGGUGCGCAUGCAUGUGGGUGACGCCAAGAACGCCGCCAACGCUGCCAAAUCCUCGAGCAGCAUGUCCAACCUCUUCAGACGUCGUGGCUGCGGGCACGAUAACAUCAGCUCCAACGGCAAAUCGAUGACCUGGUCGCAGAACGAGCGCGGCUACAGACCGAACCUGUGGAAGAGGAUGUCCUUCCACGUAAAGAAAAAGGAAGUGGUGGAGGUCAACCAGACAGCCAUCAUCAAACCCUUCUCUAAAGGAGCAGACCCAAUUCCUGGUGCUGGCGACAAGGUGGAGUAUCGCGACGCACCAGCAAAUCAGCCCUAUCCUGCUAGCACCUACCUACCCUGCUCCUCCGCCCAGUCAACACUUCCCACUGUCAGCCAAAGUGGAGGGAAGACGAAAGAUUUCCGCGGGGAGGAUGGAGGGGCGACGCAGGCUCUACCUGCCCAUGUGCCCGAGCCACAGCGGGGUGAUUGUGUUGCCAUGGGUAGAAGGAGAACCGAUAGCGGUGGAGGGGUGGGUGUGGGAGACUGUGGUGUAAUGACUAGCCAGCCUCAGAGGACCACCAUCAUGGAUCAAAUCAGCUGCGUGGUUAACCGUUUCACUGCCAACAUCAGUGAGCUUAACACCAUGAUGCUGCCGGAGUCACCGACGGAGGGAGCCACAGUUAUCCCCACCUCUGGCCAAAUCUCCCUGCCCCCAGCCUCAAAUGGCAACCCCUGCCCACCUCCUUACCAAAUGCCCCGGGGCAGGCAGGGAGCCUCCGCCGUAACCACGUAUGCUGACGUUGCAUUGGUCUCCGCCUCCUGUGAGAAUCGACCAAUAGGCGGGGUUUACGAGUGCGUGGGAGGAGCUUAUGGGAACGGCAGAAGAUCCAGGGACGUGGACGAGAUGGUCGCUCUGACGCCUCCUUCCCCAUUCAGAGACUCGUCCGUGGGCUCCGGCAGCGACUCGCCCCCGUCCCCGUCUCUGGUCUCUGAGGCCGAAUACGACCAGCUGCUGCUGAGACACUACAGUCAGAGCUCCUCCUCCCUCUGAACACGCUACCCACUCCUUUCCCUCCUUGACCUUUGGUUUUUGUUUUCAGCUUCUUUUUCAGCUUGUCCGAGUCGAGACGAUAAAGGCCGCGCUUCAGACCGGACCAACUGCCGAACGCCUCCGUUCACAGUGGACACCACGAAUGUCCAAGUUGUUGGGUUGUUGUUUUUACCUUGAUGGGAUCGUCCCUGUUGAUCAUAAUGGAUGAGCGAAGACACGGACACAUGCUUCCACUAAAACCGACUGGGCGG